GCAAUCGAAUUGAGGUCAAGGAGGCUUGCUGAUUUGUAGGUUCAUUGAGACGAGUUGAGGAAAACCAAGGGCCAGUAAUCCACAUCCGUUGCUAUGAAUCUCUCUCGAUCAAGAGUAAUCUCCCUCUCCCUCUCCCUCUCCCUCUCCUGCCCACCCUCUUCAGGCCUUUGUGUGCGUCUCCCGUAGUUUCGUUCUAUCUGAGGGAAUAUGCUCAGAUGGCAGGGGAGAGGAUGGGGGGGGGGAAGGGGUUGCGUACUGUCACAUAUGGAGCGCUGCAAGAGUAAGACAAGGAUAGAUUUGCGAGCAAGGUGUGAUUUUUAUGAGCUGCAUAGUCGCAGGCGAAGGUGGUUUUCUGCUCUGAGGCUCUCUUCUCGCUCUUUUCUCGUUUCUUCUACCUUUUCGUUAUAUUUGUCGUUGACGGAUCUGGUAUUUGUGGAGUAGUGGCCUUCGGUCUACACAGAGGCACCUCCAGAGAUUCCCCUGAAAUCGUGAUUCCAGCGGCCGUUCAGACUUAAAGGACUUCGAAGUUGGUUUGGUAGAGGUGAGGGCAUACUCACUCCAGGACUUUCCCAUCCCAGGUGCACCUGUCCGCCAUUUGGCGUGCAGAUUCGUUCAUAUUUCAGGAAACAAUACCGGUUCCCCUGAAACCGCGGUUCCAGCGGCUGUUCAGACUAUAAAGGACUUCAAAGUUGGUUUGGUAGAGGUGAGGGCAUACUCACGCUAGGACUUCCCUAGAUGCACCUGGCCGCAAUUUUACGUGCAGAUUCGCUCAUAUUUCAGGAAACAAUACCGGUAGUACUGUGUGCAUAUGCCCCAACUACGGUAGUAGUGGGUGGGGUUAGGAAGCUUAAUGCGGGCGGGCCGAAGACCUCGCAGGUUGGGAGGGUUUAGGGUCGAUUUUGAGGUGAAGUCCGUAUGACCUGAUUCUUCCUCCUGUGUUUGAUGCUCUUUUUGCAAUCCCCCCCCUCCCCCCCCUCCUCUUCCUCUUCCCCCGUUUGCUGUGCGCUUUUGAGGCGGUUGCUACACUCUCUGUGCUUUUUUUUGUUUUUGUGUCCUCUGACUUGUUGUUGUUACUCUCCUCUCCUGUCCGUCUCUCUUCCCCACCUUCAUUUUUGUCCCCUGUGAUUGAUCACAAGGACGCCGCUAACACCUUAUCGCUCGUUUCUAUUGUUCGAUCGGUUUCUAGUGUUCGAUCGGUCGAUCUUCCCGUUCGUUAAUCGGUGGCUUUUCAUAUCAAAGCAUUCUUUCUGCGCUGACGACGUCUUCAUCAGGAGCAGGUGGUUUCGUGUAAUCGAGCACUUCCGUUUGGACAUUGGUGUAAAAGAAUUUCCUGAACUUAAUUGGAUCUUGUAAAUGUAAAUGACCGCUUGCAUCCUUCUCUAGAUCUCGUUCGUUUCUUCCCUUGGGCUUUUCAUCACACAUGUUGCCGGUUGAUGGCGGAUUGGUCCGGUGGUUCGAUCUUUAAUCCGCUCAUGCCGCACUCACAUUCGACUUAUUCUGCCUGAUUCAUUGUGGCGCCGAUGGUGUACGAUGCGGUCAUGAUGGUCCCCUCGAUCGCUAUGUUUCAUUCAACGCAAUACAACUCUGCUCUAGACGAUGCUGUGGUUGUCAUCGAGCCGACCUUUUCCUCCUGCUCGUGGAAUCGUCUUUGGGGUGAUGAGGCUCAUGUCAUUGCCAUUUUCGUUGAUUUCAGCACAAUCAAAAGGCCCGGCAACGCUCGCCAUCAUUCAUCUGCGUGACACUGGACGGAACCUGCGAAGGGAGUUUGAGUGCGAUCUGGAACUCCUUUUGACACACAUGCGCUAUUUUCAAAGCCGUAUCGAUGCAAAAACUUAUGGCAGCAUCCUGAGCAGCUGCAAUAGCACCAGUCAUAGCAGUUGCAGUAGCAGAGGGAGCAAUAGAAACGGUAGCAGUGAUGGUGGCAGUGACAGAAACAGGUAUGGAAACAAGGGUGGAAACAUUGGCAGCAAGAACAGCAAUGACUGCGGUAGAUGUAAUAGUAAAAGCAGUAGUUAUCGUGGUGAUUCUGGGAUUAGCUGCGGACCAAAACAUGGUGAAGCGAUGUGGCGAAAAGUGCACAUUUCAGUGCACUGCGAUGUGGGGGUGUUCGCUUGGCUACUUAGAUACGUCAAAGGGGAAGAGAGAGCACCCCUGUCAGUCCAGACGUGUUUGCCGCUCCUCAUUUCAGCCGAGUUUCUGCAAAUGGAGACUCUGGUCAAUCAGUGCGUAGAAUUUCUGUGCAACAAUCUUCUAGCUGUUGCUGCCCUGCCACUCGACUUGUGUGGCAUCAGCCAAUCCAUCUUGGGGCGGUUGGCCACGUGGGUUAGCGAAGACACAUUGGAGAAGCUUUAUUGGGGAUGGGAAGUGAGUCCAGUCGCUGCUGCUGCUCCUUCUCCUGGCCUCCAUACAAGCCCAGGUUUGUAUUCAUCGAACAACACAAUGGCCACAGUCCCAGUCGGUAAAUCAGGCUCACUGCUGGAAGAUAGCCCGAUGCCUUCUUCCCAUUCUGGCACAGAUUCGCCUUUAGUGACCAAGAGGGUGGCAACACAAGCAGAUGGAUGCAGUGCAGCAGUAGAAGCAAUCCCGGCAGGUCCUGAUCGUGCUCCUGGUCCAGUUUCAGGGUUGUAUAUAGGUUCCUUUGCAGGCUUCGGUUCAGGUCCUGGGCACACCAGCACUGGGACAGUUCGAAAUGGAGUUAACUCCACAGCUUUGGAGGCAAGCCCCUCUCUUCACACUGGUCCUGGCCGUGUUCCUGGUCCCACAUCAACGCCCCGUCCAGGGUUCCAUUCAGGUCCGAACGCUAUUCCUGCAAACAAGAAUGCAACAAGACUCACAGGCAGACCAGCUGCAGCACAAGAAGUGAACACAGGACUUAGUUUGAAGAGACGGGACCCUGAUCGACGUCUCAUGACAUCCAGGCCGAACUUGUCUUGCCAACUUUACAAGAUGAAGCUGGAGGCAUUCCUGCAUAAUUGGAGUGGAUAUGUUUGCCGCUGUGCUGUCUGUGGGACUCUGUUCCCAUCAGAGGCCCACGGACUGUUGCGAUGUCCCGGCUCGCAAGGUGGGGGACCUCCAUCCGUUGAUCGGUGUCAAGGAGAUGUCUAUAAAUCUACUGAUUGCAGAUCAGCAAGUGUUUUGCAGGAUUCGAACGACUCAUGUCAUGAUGGUGUACAGCACAGGAUGUGCACUCCGGUUGGAUCUAAUAGGGGGCACAGAACACAUGUGCGACAGGCUGAUUGGGAUGUGUACACAUAUCUGAACCAGCUGAGGCAGAGAAGGUACACAUGGCGUGCACUCUACUGGCAUGUCUGGGGAAGAGUCCACGUCUUCCAGUGUUCCUUGUGUCAGCAAGUGUUUUCUGUCGCUGACAUCGAUAAGUGCGUGCACAACUCGAAGUUGGAUCGAAACCCUGGAAGCACCAUUGUCGGUGAGGCUGUGCUACACACACAAUCACUGAAUGCAAACGAUGCAGCAGCUGUCUUAUGGCGAUCAGACAUGUCAGUCAGUUUGGAGACCAAUAAGGAGAAAGAGGGAUUGGAAAGGAAGGAGCUGGAUGAGAAGAAGGUGGUCAAUCAUCAGCGGCAGGAGGAGGAGGAGGAGGAGGAGGAGGAGGAGGAGGAGGAGGAGGAGGAGGAGGAACAACUGAAAGAUGCUGAGAAUUAUAACAAAUACGGCACUCAGGCGAAAGACAGAGUGGGAUUGAUCCCGAGCAUUCUCCUCAAUGAGAACGUGGUGGAGGGAGAGGGGAAGAAGGAAGACAAAUGGGACGGUGAGGAGCAGUACACAUGGGAAAUAGGUGACGAGAGUGGUAAGUUUCUCGGUCACUUCAAUACUGGAGAGGGGCCGCCGGUAGCUCUCAACAGUUGCUCGGAUGGAGAUGCUCCUAGAGAGAACGCUGCUCCUCCUCAUCCUUCUCUUGCUCCUUCGACUUUUCCUGUUCUCCUUGCUCCCCCUAUGCAUCUUUCUCCCCUUCCUCCCCCUGCUUCCCCUUCUGGUACUAUUCCUCCGUCUGCUGCUACCGUACAUCCUUCUGGUUUGCCCCCGCCUAUGCCUGCACCUCCUCCUCCUCCUCCUCCUCCUCCUCCUCCUCCGCCUCCUCCUCGCUUGUCACUGGCAGCUCUUGCAGAGACUUGCCCAGAACCUUGUCAGCAGCAUGCACAUGAGCCGAUGAUCCGUGAAAGCCUGUUCUGCUACGACGCCAAGAAGGGCUACGGAAUGGCCGUAGCUGGUUCCGAUACUGCAAGUGGGACCAGCUGGGACUGUGGCAUGGCGAAGCAGUCCUCUCGCAGUGAUGGGCUGCAGGAAGCUUUCCGGGUCUAUCGAUCGGUUCUAGAGCUUGCCAACCGCCAUCGCCCCGUCAUCACUUCGCCUUUCCAAGAGAGUGUAGAACGCACGUUUAAAACCGAGCCGGCUCAGAAGAGUGACAACAAUUACACUCAGCAGCAGUCGACUCUCACUUCUGUGGAUCAUGCAGCGACCACUUAUCGUCCUCACCAACAGAUCAAGCACAAGCUCGAGGGGCGAAACGACUCACUGCCAGUUGCAAAACUUCGUCAUAAGAGCAACAACUCUCAGCCCCUUCAAGCAAAUCAUAAUGGCAUGGCUCAUGCGGGUCAUCCUUAUCAACAGAUGCCAAAGAGGUUCAACGAGAUAGAUCCUAUGGUAUGCAGAAAGAACACAUCCACCAUCCUUUCUGGCACUGAAGGUCUGCGUCAACCUAUGUGCAGUAUGCCGAAGGGAGGGAGUUCUGUCCCAUCUCUCUCCGCCCCCAAGGAUGUGGCCUACGACUCUGUAGGUCCAGGUUACACGCUGUCACCGUGUAAAGGACCCAGUUUUGCAAGCGGGCAUGAUACUACUAGAUUGCUUUCUCCUCCAACAAGUACAGCCUUUGCAUCUGGAGGUGAUGGACGAUUGCUCAACCACUCAAAAGGUGCAUCGUCUGGCAUUGCAGUUGAUGUUCGAUUGCUAAAUCCCCCAAAAGGUGCAGUGUCUGGCGCUGGUGGUGACGGGCAACUGCUAAMCCCCCCAAGAGGUGCCGCAUCAGGCACUGGACGUGAUGGGCGCUUGCUAAACCCGCCGAAAGGUGCAGCAUCUGGCACUGGAGGCGCUGCUACAGCUGAGACUGGAAACGUUGUAUCUAACCAUCCUUCUGCCCGUAAUAAGGCAACCAACUUACAGAAGCUGAGGGCGAUCUACUCCUCGCCCUGUCGAGAUCGAAGAAUAAAGACAGGCUCUGAGAAGGAAAGAAAAUGGAGAGCAGAGACGAGGAACACAAAGGCUGACAAUGGUCGCAAAGGUCCCUCAGCUUUCUACAACGAGAAGAAGACUCAAGGGGAGGAGGAGGAGGAGGAGAAAAGGGCAGAGGUCAUGUGUGAUCAUUAUGGAUGUAGCAACUGUGAGCGCAGAGUGGGGAAGCAAGGUGGUGGUAAUGAACAUGACAACAAUGGCGACAACAAUGAUGUCGAGGAUAACAACGCCAACUAUAAUGAGAACGAGGAAGAGGUAGGAGGAGGUGAAGAAGGAGGAGGAGAAGAAGAGAGUAUCGAGGAGUCGAUCGCAGAUACACAAGGUGAUAGAUGUACGGAACAAGAUUAUUCGCCAGGAGGCUGCAAAAAUCUCAGUGGUUUUCACAGUGAUGGAGGCCAGGUGUCGAUGAAGGGUUGCCGAGUCCUGAGAUUGUCAAUGAGAGAGGAGCAGAGGGACGUAACGGAGAGGGAACAUAGCGAGUUUGGCGUUCAGGAGUCACACGAAUGUUAUUCGUGUGACAGUACCUUGCUUCACACCCACAGGACUCGAUUGAAUGUUACUGCUGCCACAUAUGAUGCUUCUGCUGCUGCCGAAGAGGUGGAUACUCAAACAUCCCCGUCGUCGAUGGCAGGUGAUAAAUCUGGCAGCGUGAUGCGCUCAGGGAAUGUUUCGAGAUGUAAUGGGGAGAGGAAUACAAUCUUCUGUUCUUCCUCCUCCUUCCCGUCCUGUUCAUCCUUUUGUGCCAAAACCACCUCCAUCACAACGACCACCUCAUCAUCAUCAUCAUCAUCAUCAUCAUCAUCAUCAUCAUCAUCAUCAUCAUGUUCUUCCUCCUCUUCUUCCUCCUCUUUCGCCUCCUCUUUCUCUUCCUCGUUUGGUGAACAAGUGGGAGUGGCGUUUGGGCGUUCCUCGGUGGUCUCAGAAUGGGCGCGCAUGAAUCUCGAGUUACAUGAGAACAUGAACCUGAAGAUGAAGACGAAGAGGAGAACGAAGAAGAAGUUGAGGAGCUCAUAUUCUACUACCCCAUCCAUGGAUCCAGAUGGAACUAAUCUCGCUAGCAAUAAUCGGUCCAAGAACGAUGGAAGUAGAGGUGCUCAAGUGGGGCCAGACAAUGUCGGCCAAGCGUUAGAUCAAGGGAUGUCCAAGAGCAGCAAUUGUGAGUGUUUGAAUCUGGGUUCAGCUCCUCCUCCUCCGCCGCCAACUGCAGUCGCAGUCAUAGACGAUGAUGAGUGGGUCUGGAACGAGGCAGAGAAGGCGCUACUGUGGUCUCUGCGGCGUGAAGACGAUGCCAUCCGCAUGCGCCUUCUCAUACAUCGACUUGCAGAUAAUCGAAAGACCAGCAGCAGUGAAGCCAGCAACGUUGGUAAACCGCAGCCUCAGAAGACUCCUCGAGACACCAGCAAUCACGAUGGUCACCACAGUCGUUCUCCAGAAGGACGGGGUGCUUGGCUUCGGAGGCCGGCUAGUGUAGCUGAUGAGACUUGUCAUACACGUGGGCGCUCACAUGAGCGGGCAACCGGCCGUCCACGGGCACUUACAAGCGAGUGUCAUCGCAAUAGCAGCGGCAAAUCGGAGCAACAUAUGUCAUUGAUUGAUAUCUUGACCUUGGCCACAAAUUGCAGCAACGCCCUCCCUGGGAAGUACUCCCGUAGCAGUCCCAUGAGCAGCAGUGGUGGCCAUGCUGGUGGCGAUGUUUGUGGUGAUGCCACUGGUGGUGGUGGCGGUGAUGGUAGCAGCAGCAGCAGUAGAAGUAACAGCAGUAUUAGCGGUGGUAAUCGUAUUAAUCCUAGUGAUCGUGGGAGCAGUAGAAGUAAUGAUGGUGGUACUAGAAGUAGGGAACGGCAAAUUGAUCAUCCUGACAAGCAUCAUUAUCAUAGUACAGGCAGAACUGAUAUUCACGAGGAGGCUCAUAAUCGUGAGCUUGACGAUGAAUAUUAUAGUUGCGACGUUGGAGAUGACCGUAGCGAUGCAGUAAAGGAGAAAGACGAGGAAGAGGAGAAAGAGGAGGAAGAGGAGGAAGAGGAGGAAGAGGAGGAAGAGGAGGAAGAGGGGGAAGAGGAGGAAGAGGAGGAAGAGGAGGAAGAGGAGGAAGAGGAGGGAGAGGAGGGAGAUGAGGCAGAAGAGGAGAGGGAGGAGGAGAGGGAUAAGGACAAGCAGGAGGUGGAGGAGGACGAGGAGGAGGAAGAGGAGGAGGACGAGGAGAAGUGCAGUAGCGCCAUAUCUUGUUCUAGACCAGAUAAGGCUGUGUUGAUGACUAGCGGGCCUGCGGGUCAGGAACGUGUGCCUGGUCAGCAGCAGGGGAGAUCUGCAGUGGAGGUUAUGCCCAAACGUAAGUCGUCUAGAGAACGUAAACCGUCUGGAGAGCGUAAACCGUCUGGUGAAACGACUGCCGCGGGUCGGCGAGACGAUGUGCCCGUGAUUGACCACAAGGACAGGUUCUGGAUGCUGGACUGGGUGGGGGAGACCGGACAACCAUCGAGUGGCCUUAUUCUAUACGUGGUCAUCAAAGACAAUAUUGUGCCGGUUGGCGGCCUGGUGAGGUGGACUGGACAAAAUGUGUCGUCUGCAACUUUCGAAUUGACGAUGGUCCUGAAUGGAAGAGGGGAAAGAAUACCAAACAUUAAACACGUCGCUCUUCAAUGGGCCAACCACGCGGGGUUCGGAAAGUCGCUGGUUGAUGUGUUCAACCCACCAGGGACAUUGGAAGUGAAGUUGCCUAACCUCAUUGACGUCCUCGGGUUUUUCGACAGUAAUGUGAUCGCGGGCAGAGAGCCGGUUGUGCAUCCAGAGGACCGCAUAUCAGAGCCUAAAUGCGUGCUUUCGAAACCCGUGGAGAAAGGGCUUUCGAUCACGAUCCGCGAUACGCCGCCUGGUCCGAGAGCUGGGCAGAUCGGAGAGAAGGAUCCGUGCCGCGGACUGGUCGUACCGUCAGCCCCUUUGAAAACCAGGCCAACGGCGACCAAAGCACCAGUUGCCUUGGGAAGCCGAUCGCGCUAUGAUGUGACCACCAAGGGAUAUCUCCCCUUGGUGGGCCAGCAGCGCUAUGACUACACUGUGCCAAGCCGUGCAGAGGAACCCCAUGAGUAUUUUGAAGAUGAGGAUGAAGAGAACAACGAGGAAUAUUCGGAACGAGCAGGAGGACAGGAACAGUAUGUUGCGGGUGGCGGCGGCAUGAUGAGGCAUCAAGGAGAGACAAGUAAAGUUGAUGGACAGGAUGAAGACAGUGAGCACACUAUGAGCGAAUUGGGUGGUGAGUUUGGUCUGGCAGGAGGAUAUGGGAGCAGCUACGAAGGAUGUGAGGGGGAUGUGCACGCGACAGUGGCUGUGGCUGGGCAUACAGAUGCUGCAAGGCUCGCUGAGCGAAAGAGGAAGCACAGGCGGGAGAGGAAAAGUCUUAUGGAUAGUAAACGGAGUAGGCAAGAAGCGGGUGAAAAAAAACAAUUGAAAAUAAUGCCCGUGGAUGAGGCGGUCCAGAGAACACGGGAGACUGAGGCAGACGCGAAGAAAAAGCAGCAGCCAAAGAAAAGAAAGGCAAAAGGUGGUGUCAUGGAAAAGACUUUCGUUUUUCCAGCGGAACAACCACAAUCGGAUGAAGAGGCCAAAGGCAAGACAGUUACUAGGCCGCCAAGUUUGAGAAAUGUGCCAUCAGCAACUUCUUCUGGUGUUCUCAGCAAAGGCUUCUUCCUUGAGUUGGACGAGCGUGGGAACCAAUGUCCAGACAUGGAAUUCAUUUAUGUCUAGUUCGACCGAAUUCUAGAUAUCCCCGACGGGGAAUUCAGAUACAAUCAACGCUAUCUUGUGCA
Molecule: messenger RNA, 9050 nt
Organism: Chara braunii
Lineage: Eukaryota; Viridiplantae; Streptophyta; Charophyceae; Charales; Characeae
Source: the annotation of a GenBank genome assembly